AUGGGUGGCCUCCAAUAUCUUCAGUUUUGUUUUCAAGGGUUCAGCACCAGGCACCUGCAUGUUCUCUCUAAACCAAAUUCAUCUAUUACAAUACCAGCAUUUAAUGCCUCAUUCCCCCCUUCUCACUACAUAUAUGCAUCAAAAUCCUUUUCUCACAAACUCACAAUCCCACCUUACUCUUAUUCUCUGAAUCACAAGAUAAUUAAUCUCUCAACUACUAUGUCUUCUCUUGUUUAUAUUUUUCUCUAUCUUUAUUAUUUGCAUGCAUGCACUGGUCGACCACUUGCAGUUUUCGAUCAAGAAAAUAGCAGUCAAAUUCAGCUUUCUGGAAAGGAUGUGAAGACUCCAGGGGCUGAGAAAUUUGUGAUGCAAGGCAAUUUCAGGGCUGAAUAUGGUGAAAAGACUUUUUAUGAUGCACAUGCUAUGAAGCUAAAUAAUCAGAAGGCAUACAUAUUUAAGGAAGGUGAAGACAUCAAAGGUAACGAAGUCAAGAUAUCAUAUUUUGGGAAGAUUUUUGAGGGCACUGCUGAAAAAAUGGAACGAAAGAGAGAAGCGCGGUCCACAUUGGAAUCUCUCUCAAAGAAAGCCAAUAAAAAUGCGAUAUCAAAGGAAAGUGACAAUAUAGAGGACAUAGUGAAGAUUGUACAUGAGAGGAAAACUACAAAUAUCCACAAGGAAGUUGUGGAUGGUUCGUACGAAGUGAUAAGAUUGAAAGGCGACACAUCAUGGUCAAUCGGGUGCUCAGUGGCUAGCCUAGCUCGGACAAUACUGAGUUACCAAAGACAGAUACACCCCGUCUCAGUCCUUGCGAAGGGAUUAUAUGAUAUUGAAGGAGGUGAUAUGUUUCCAAGCUUGCCAGAACAGCUCUGUAGGAGUGGCAUCUUGGGUAUGACCGAUGUGCAUCUUAUGGGCGAGGAAGUACAACGGCUGAAGACUUCAGUGAAGCUGAUUUUGGAGUUGCUAAGUGAGUUGGCAAUUUGA
Messenger RNA from Fraxinus pennsylvanica, 981 nucleotides. Lineage: Eukaryota; Viridiplantae; Streptophyta; Magnoliopsida; Lamiales; Oleaceae. The record is from the annotation of a GenBank genome assembly.